AUGUCUCUGUUUCGUGUGAGUUGUCUGCUGGUCGUUUUGCUGGUCGUCGGUCAUGGUCAGGCGGCACCUGCUCCAGCCCCCGUCAAGGCUGAGGGACGCACUUUUGGCCUCUUGGGCGGCGGAUUCGGUGGGAGCGUUGGACUCAGCGCUGGAGUUGGCCUAGGCGGAGGCCUGUACAGCGGCUUUGGAGGCGGCGGCUACCCAGGUGGUUAUGCUAGUGGCUAUCCAGGAGGCUACGGUGGUGGUUAUUCUGGCUAUCCCGGAGGAUACGGCGGCGGUUAUUCUGGCUAUCCUGGCGAUGGAUACUCUGGCUUUGGACACAGGCCCCAUCAUCAUAAUCACGGCGGAUUCUAUCCCGGCGGCGGGUCAUACUACAACCAGGGUGGAUCCUACGGAGGUCACUACAGUCAGUCGCAGUACUCCAAUGGGUACCAUAACGGGGGCUACGGCGGCGGUGGGGGUUUCUUCGGUUAA
Messenger RNA from Drosophila persimilis, 474 nucleotides. RefSeq names its product pupal cuticle protein Edg-91 (gene Edg91). The record is from RefSeq and is a predicted model, not a curated record. Lineage: Eukaryota; Metazoa; Arthropoda; Insecta; Diptera; Drosophilidae. The coding region runs from base 1 to 474 and encodes 157 amino acids. The transcript is spliced from 2 exons.